Cryphonectria parasitica EP155 is the source of this 2088-nucleotide messenger RNA. Its product is annotated as subtilisin-like protein. Bases 91 to 1995 code for a protein of 634 amino acids. Lineage: Eukaryota; Fungi; Ascomycota; Sordariomycetes; Diaporthales; Cryphonectriaceae. The transcript has 6 exons. The record is from RefSeq and is a predicted model, not a curated record. Gene Ontology annotation, molecular function: serine-type endopeptidase activity; tripeptidyl-peptidase activity. Gene Ontology annotation, biological process: proteolysis.
CUGGAUCUCUCUGCCUACCUCCUCCCCCUCCCCCUCCUCCUCCUUCUUGGUAGCAAUAGGCUCUUCCUCCUCCUCAAGGCUACCAUCAACAUGCGUUUCUUGAUUGCCGCGGCCUCAGCGGCCAUCCUGCUGACUUGCUCGGCAGCCCCUGCAACGUCGUCGAGCAAGCAUGUGCUUCACGAGAAGCGAGAGGGACGACCUCACUCGUGGCAGAAGCGGAGUCGUGCCGAUGCUGAGCAUGUCAUGCCUAUCCGGAUUGCCCUGCGUGAACGCAACAUUGAGAAUGCCGAAAAGUACAUUUAUGAUGUUGCCGAUCCCAGGUCGCCCAAUUUUGGCAAGCACUGGUCCGCGGAAAAGGUUGCGAAUACAUUCGCUCCGCAUCCAGAGACCAAGAACACCGUGAUGAACUGGCUCGAGGAAUCUGGCAUUGAGAAAUCUAGGAUGUCACUCUCGACAGGGCACAACUGGGUACAAUUCGAGGGCACGGUAGAGGAGGCAGAAAGGCUCUUUGCAACAGAGUACUGGCACUACCAGCACCUCGAGACGGGCGGAUCUCGCCUGGCCUGCGACCACUACAGCCUCCCCGAGCACAUCCAGGAGCACGUCGACUUCGCCAUGCCCACCAUCCAGCUCGAGGGUCUCCAGCCCGUGGCCAACGCCAUCACCAGCCGUGACCUCAUGACCGAGAUCACCGACGGCGCCGUCCUGGGCACGUAUCCCUGCGGCGAGCUGGUCACCAUCGACUGCCUGCGCGCCCUGUACAACUUUGGGCCCGGAAACACCUCGGCAGCAGGCAACAAGAUGGGCAUCGGCGAGUGGGCAGACUACCUGUACGAGCCGGACCUGCCCAUCUUCUUCAAAAACUUCACGUCGCCGCAGAUCCCCGCCAACGUGACGCCCGAGUUCAUCUCCAUCGACGGCGGGCUCACGGCCAACCUGACGACCGUCUCGCAGGACUCGGGGAUAGAGUCUGCGCUGGAUUUCCAGUCUGCUUACUCCAUCAUCUACCCGCAACAGCUGAGGCUGUACCAGGUUGGGGAUGGUGUGAAUGUCGACAGUGUGGGCACUUUUAACAUCUGGCUGGAUGCUCUGGAUGCUAGCUAUUGCACGUAUGAGGGUGGAGAUCAACCUUAUGUCGAUCCCGCAUAUCCUGACCCGAAUGACAACGAGGGUGGCUACACAGGACCGCUGCAAUGCGGUGGCGCUCCCAUCUCCAAUGUCUUGUCAGUGAGCUAUGGGCAGAUCGAAGGUGCCCUGCCAUACUUCUAUCAAGUCCGUCAGUGCAACGAGUGGAUGAAGCUCGCCCUGCAGGGCGUGAGCGUCUUGUUCGCCAGCGGAGACUCGGGCGUGGCCAACAGAUACAAUGCUGGCUAUCCCAACUCGUGUCUGAAUUCCGAGGAGUUAUACGUUGAUAUCAACGGCACUCGCUACUCUCCGUCGUUCCCUGGAAACUGCCCAUACAUCACCACAGUGGGAGCCACACAGCUCAUCACCAAUGACACCAGCGACGGAGAGUCGGCAACAACAGACUUCGGCUCCGGAGGCGGUUUCUCCAACGUCUUCCCCCUGCCUUCCUACCAGAGCACCGCCGUGGGCAAGUUCAUGGAGAAGUACGCGCCCGACUACGGCCCCAAUGUAUACAACGACACGGGCAACGCGCGCGGGUUCCCAGACGUGUCGGCCGUCGGGUGGCAGGUCGUGACGGUCUUCAACGGCUCCACGUACGGCGUGGGCGGCACCAGCGCCAGCGCGCCCAUCUUCGCGGGCAUCGUGACGCUGCUGAACGAGGACCGCAUCGCGGCGGGCAAGGGGCCCAUUGGGUUCCUGAACCCGACCUUGUAUGCGAACCCGGAUGCAUUUAAUGAUAUUACUAUUGGGAACAACGCGGGUUGUGGCUCGGGCGGGUUCAAUGCCACGCCUGGGUGGGACCCCGUGACUGGGCUGGGGACGCCUGAUUACGAGAAGUUGAAGGCAGUCUUCCUGGCUCUUCCUUGAGGUACUUUUGAGGUGUCUUUGAAGAGGAGGCAUGGUCGGAAGACAAGUAUAUAAUGAAGCCUGUAUUGAGGAAUGAAUCGAUAUGGCCCCACC